UCUCAUCUGACAGACAAAAUCUCAGGUGCCAGCUCGCUUGGUUUAGGCUCCCCUCUUGGAGAGAGCUUAUCACAAUCAAGGAGCCAUUAUCAACCGGGGUACCUAAUGUCCGUCGCACAAAGUAACAGCUUUCAGCAUGGUAGCCAGCGUCAUGAGGAAGCACCGUUGGUUCAAACAAAAGCGAAACUGAGCCAUUCCCUCGCUGGCGGGGCGUCGGACUUUGGUAUGGACUCUAUGUUUGAAAGCUCAAGGCCACGACAGCAGCUGGCAGACGAAGACGCUCCUCCGAUGAAUUCGAUCAAUGACAUUGUCAAUGAAGUAUAUUCCACCCCUUCGCGAUACUCGCCAAAGGUGCGAUUGACCCGGGUCCUGGCGAAGCGCAAUUUAACAAGUGUACUAGGACUCGCACCAACAGCUCAUUCUACGGCCACGCCUCUCAAUAUCGUCGUGUUUGGCUAUCCUCCGGACAAAUAUAGCGUGACGGUGGAGUAUUUCCGCUCAAUUGGCGAAACGACGGAGGCAGUGCAGAACCAGGACAUCUCAAAUUGUUUCCGGAUCGGCUAUGUUAAUCCCGCUGAGGCUAUGCGCGCUGUGCGUAAAAACGGGGAUGUCUUGAACGGUUCUUGGAUGAUUGGUGUGAAGUGGGCGGAUAUCGCUCAAGCGGAAGCUGUUUUGGGACCCUCCAUCAUCCGGUCGCUGCAGUCACCCGAAUUCAGCACAUUUAGUCCCGACACCAGCUUAUCCGCUGCUGCUUCAGGUGGAUUCCCAUCAAGUUCUCGCAUGGAUAUUGACGAGCCUGGCGGGCGCUCGCCACCAUCAACUCCAACCCCGACUGUCGGCCAGCCCAUCCGUUUGGCACCAUCCACCGCCGCAUUCCGCAAAUCAGGAAUAGCAGUGGAUGGUAUGCCACAGAACGUUCCGGCUAGCAUGCUCAAUGCAUUGCCUUCUCCGGGCGUCGUGCCUUCUCCGAGCAAGGGAAUGCUGGAACAGGUGUCGGAUCUGAUUUUCGGCUGGUGAGAGC
Molecule: messenger RNA, 1021 nt
Organism: Postia placenta MAD-698-R-SB12
Lineage: Eukaryota; Fungi; Basidiomycota; Agaricomycetes; Polyporales; Adustoporiaceae
Exons: 6
Coding region: 106-1017 (303 amino acids)
Biological process (GO): nuclear pore organization; regulation of DNA-templated transcription; NLS-bearing protein import into nucleus
Cellular component (GO): nuclear pore nuclear basket; nuclear pore central transport channel; nuclear membrane
Molecular function (GO): phospholipid binding; single-stranded DNA binding; structural constituent of nuclear pore
Source: RefSeq, a predicted model, not a curated record